AUGUUUUCAUCUGCCGGACAACAUCCUCAAAUUGUCCCCAAAGAAGAGGAAUCUAUACUUAACUAUCUCCUUGAAGUGAGAUCCUCCUUGGCGAAACUUAAGCAGAACAGGACUCAAUAUUUGAAUUCUAAGGACGUUCAAACAACUUAUCAACAUGUCUUGACCAAAGUCAGAGAGUUGGACGAUAUCAGGAAGAAUAGUCAUGACACACCGGCCAAGAGCGCUGCGACUUUGAUCCAUAGCACGGAAUUGCACAACAGAGUUGACUCGGUGUUGGAUGAUGUCUUCCAAUUGCUAUCGUUGUGCUUUUUGACCGUUGGCCUGAAAAAUUCUGCACCCGCAACUUAUGCGUCCUUGUCGACUGUGGAAAGUCUUUUGGAACAUUUGAAUGAGUCAAACGUUUUCACUCAUCACGAUUUGAGUCCUAUCAAGGAAAGAUUGGACGAAAUCAGUAAGAUUGUUGAGCAGAAAAACUCUAGUCCUAUGUACGAGGAAGAUGCGAAUGAUGCCCGGAUAAGAGAAAUUGAUAAUGAAAGAAAACAGAAUAAAAUUGAAGAAGAUCUAUUGCUACGCGCCAAAUUAAAGCAUUGCAAGGACGAAUAUGACACACUGGAAAGCAAGCUGGAAGAAAUUGAUCCAUCUUUAUCCACCGUGAUGGAAAAAUUAUUCCGUAUCAGAAGAGGUUUACUAUCAUUGGUUGCAUCCGCCAAGAAGACAAUGUCUAAAUCCAGUGCCAAUAUUAAUUCUUUGUUACAGGAACAUAAUGAUUUGCAAGCUAAUGACAAUGAUUUAAUGGACGAUAAACAUUUAGUAUCUCAAGAGUACGUUCAUGAAAAAUUAUCAGUUUUGAAGAACGAACUAAGUGAGUUAGAAUCCAACCGUGAUGAUUCCGGUAAGUUCAAGUCUUUGGAGACCCAUGAAGUGACAGAAAAGGGACAAAGUGUCCUUAAUGGUCUAUUAGACGAUUGUCAUGAUUUAAUUAGCGAUUUGUCCCAUCAAACUAACGGCGGCCUGGCAUUGGAUCCACACUUGCAGCCAACAUAUGAACAACUGAUUGAUAUUAAAACUACCUUGGAAAAUUUGAUGAUUACAAGAAGAUGGACCUUAAGAGAGACUGACUUGUUCUCUUACCAGAAAAAAUUGAACGAAAUUGAUAGCAAAAGAAUCAAUGGUAAGUUCCCUACGAAAUCCCAGGACUCAAAAGGUCAGUCAAUACUAUUAUAUUUGUUGCGGAGGUGUUACGCCAUAAUUUAUAAGUUGUUGGAAAGUUCAGAACCUGUGUCUGAAGCACUACAACCAAUUCAUAAUCAACUAUCUACGGUUCGUCGUUGUCUAUUGGAAUUGAAGAGAAUGGGUGGCGUGAAUAAUGAAAGAGAAUUAUACCCAUAUCAAAUGAAGUUGGCCUCUUUGGACAAUCUGAGAACUAAUGGUAUAUUCUACGACUCUGAUGGUAACAUACCCGAAGGUCAAGGUAUACUGAAUGCUUUGUUAGCAGAAUGUUUUGAUAUUAUGCAUGAAUUGAAGGUGGAAGCUGAAGAAAGGGCACUGAACCCUAAUUCAAGCGAUGAUUCCGAUGAUGAAGAUAAUAAAGAAUCAGUUGGGUACUCGAACUCAAACGAGAGCGAAAGUGAAUCCGAGUAUCAACAGGAAUAG
Saccharomyces kudriavzevii IFO 1802 is the source of this 1653-nucleotide messenger RNA. RefSeq names its product Cub1p (gene CUB1). The transcript has a single exon. Gene Ontology annotation, cellular component: nucleus; cytoplasm. The record is from RefSeq and is a predicted model, not a curated record. Lineage: Eukaryota; Fungi; Ascomycota; Saccharomycetes; Saccharomycetales; Saccharomycetaceae. The coding region runs from base 1 to 1653 and encodes 550 amino acids.